CGCAUCACCUUAAUGAUUGAGAAAUCUGAAUUGCUUAUUGUUCUAUAUUGUAUCGAUACUUCGUUACAACGCCAAUGUUGAUAUUUGAAGUUAAUUUCAGAUUGAAACUUUACAAUUCUGUCAUAAAAUCGUUAUUUUUAUCAGUAACGGUAUUGAUAGAUGGCUGCAAAUAAGAUGAUUAUAUAGUGAUGCAAAGACAUUUGAAGCUACAAAAUUAUACAAUUGUAUUACUGUUUGUUUUGUGUAAGACAAUUUGUUAACGAUCUUCAACUCAUACCUUUGAUAUUAUAUUUACACAAGAAAAUAUGUCAGACAAUAUGCAACGAGAUAAACCUGAAUUAUUAACAGCCAAAGAAAAGAAAGAACUAGAAGAAAUGAAGAAAGAACUUUUAGGGCUAUUUAUGUUGUAGAUAUGAAGAUGUAUGAAACAGGGUAUACAUACAAGCAUAUGAAACAAAUUCUAGGUGUUAUAAAUGAAUCUAAAAAUAUGGCAAAUAUGUCAAAUGAUGAAAAAAAUGUACGAAAGGAGUUAUUACAUUCUCCUAAUAAUUGUACCCGAGAUGUAAUGCCCAAGACAAAUUUAACUCAAGAAUUGGAAAUUCAAGAACAUAACGAUACAUCUCAAUCAAUACAUUCGUAUAGACCUAAUCGUGCAUCUCCCAUAAGAGAACAAAUGUUUGCUCAUGGUUGUAGCAGUCCUGAUCUUGAACCUGUCAUGAAUGAAUCAAGAAACUCUAUGUACAGAAGCAAAAAUGUAGACGCUGAAAAUAUGUUUGUUAAAUUACAAGAUAAUUCAAAUACAAGAGAUAAUUAUAUUCAUAACAUGAAUAGAUAUAUUUCAUUGAAGUCAAAAAGCUCUUUACAAGAUUCUGAUAUUAUAAAUAGUAUACAAAUGAAAAUGGAUACACAUUCUGAAUGCGAGCAGAAAUUGGAUAGCUGGCAAAUUAAUCCACUCGAUUCGUAUGUUAGCGAAAAUGAUGUGCCUUUGCAAGAACCGAAUCGGCCUGUUGUUCAAGAUCGCAUGCCAUUUAGAUUAUGCAAAGAAGCACGGACACCCGAGAUGCUUGAAAAAUUACUGCCUGCAUUAAACAUUCAUUUGAAAGAAACGGCAGAAUUGUGGCAUAGUUGGCAUCGUACUACCGAUACUAAGUUUCAGUGGGGGUCACCCAUUCAGGUGGGGCUUACUAAAGAUAGUUCGAAUAGAAAAUUAUUAACAAAUAGUAAGACUGAACAAAAUCAAAUGGAAAACACGAACAAACGUAAUAGUGAACGAGCUAAUAAACGUAAAUCAACUUUGGUUUUGUCUUCUUCUAAUACAGAACAGUGUAGCAAUGAUGAAGAUGAGAAAAUAGUUAAAAGACCGAAAAUUCGAUCACAGGAAGACAUAAACAAAGUAUUGUAUUCGUACAGAGAUGACUGCCCUGUUAUCAGCGGUGAAAACGAUCAAAAUUUAACCAAUGAUAAUGUUAACAAAGAUUUUGAUAAUGUAGAAAUUGAUAAUUGUGAAAUAGAACCUACAAGAAAAGCCGAGGAACGUUUAUCUCCGGAAUUAGUGCCCUUAUAUCCAAGAAGAAUUAUGCCUCCAAAUGUUAGAAAAACUAUUAAUAAAAAGAAGGAACAUACUAACGUAACGCCCACCUGUUCAUUAGCACAUAGUAGCAGUGAAACGCAAAGUGCCAUAAGUUCAACGUCCAAAGAGAAUAAUAAUAUACUUACUGAUGAAGAAAUUCUUAUAGAAUUAGAAAAGGAUAAUAUCCGUGAUAAUAUUAAAACAACAUUAGAGAAUGUAAAAAUUAAACCACUACCAAUUAAAGGUCUUUCACGAAGAUUAAAGAACCAAUGUAUGGUUUUGGAGCAAAUUAAGCUUGACGAACAAAAACAAAUAGAAGUUGUAGAAAAAGAGGCUAAAAGAAAAGAAAUUGAAGAAAGGAAAAAGAGAGAAAAAUUUUAUAAAAAACAAGUUAAUGAAAUGCAAAAAAGGGAGAAACAAAAAGAAGAGGAAGAGAAGUUCAGAGAAGAAAAGAGCAAAAAAUGGAAAAAUGUAGUAGAUAUGAAGUAUCAAAAGAAAAAUAACAAAAAUAAUAAAGAAACAUUAGAAAACAUACAAGAUGGAAAUAAACUUUAUGAAACAAUGGAGGAAAACGAAUUGUUGCAGGACAAUGAUACUUUUGAAAUUGAAGGCGUGGAAGUUGUAGAGAAUGAUUCAACAAAUAAUAUAGACUGUCCUAUAUGUAAUAAAUCUUUUCCGACUGAUGAAAUAGAAACACAUGCUGCUGGAUGUGAACAAUAUAUAACUGAAAACGAAUAUGAAAAUACUUCACAUUUAAAAAAUAAAACGAUACCAAUGAAUAGUAAUAACUCUGAAAUUCUUGAAUGUAAUGUUUGUUCAAAGUUUAAAACAACUAGUGGAAUAGAUUAUGAAGACCAUGUUAAUAAAUGUUUACUAAGACAUGAAGAACAAUCGGUUCAGGGUAAAAUUAUGGCUCAUGACAAAAGGGAUGAGAUUACAUUUCCUGCAACUGUACCAGGUGGAAUAUAUACAGAUUUGAAUAAAGCAAAUAUUAUACCAGACAAUUUUAUUACAAAUAAUGAUAUAAAAAAUCGUUGGGUUGGUAAUCAGUCAGUUAUCUAUAAUAAAAAUUUUUAUGUUAAUGAUGCUUUACUAAGUGCCCCUAAAGUAAUACUCAUCUUUCAUGGUGUGGAUACAUUUGCUACAAUUUUUUUAAAUAAUGAAAAAGUUGCAGAAACAUCAAAUAUGUUUUUGCAAUAUACAUUUGAUGUAAAACAUUACUUAAAAAAGGGAGAAAAUUUGCUACAAGUUUCCUUUUCUUCUGCUGUUAAAAUAGCUGAAUCAUUAUACAAUGAACAAGCAUCAAAAUACAUUAUUCCCCCAGUAUGUGUUCCAAAUGAUUACAAUGGAGAAUGUCAUGUAAAUCACAUAAGAAAAAUGCAAGCAAGUUUCUCUUGGGACUGGGGUCCAGCCUUUCCAUCAAUGGGCAUAUGGAAAGGUGUAGAAUUAAUUCCCAUAAAUGAGAUUUAUAUCACUGAUGUUACAACAGAUAUUUAUAAAGAGGAAGAUUUUUGGAACAUUGUAAUAACAGUAUUAAUUGAUAGUACUUCUCAAAAAAGUGAUCAACCUAUACCUUGUCAUAUCUUUUCCGUACUUCGUAUCAAUGAACAAUUAAGCGUUUAUAAUUCUACUAAUUUUGAUAUAAGUACGAAAAAUGAACAUCUAGAAACAACUGUUCUUCUUAAAGUCCCUACAAAAUUUAUAGAUAACUGGUGGCCAAAUGGUUAUGGCAAUCAAACUCUUUAUUCAUUAAAUAUAACUGCAUUUACACCUACUGAUAUAAAGAAGAAAACAGUUAGAAUUGGAUUCAGAACAGUAGAACUUGUACAAAAACCUCUUGAGAAGGGAUUGAGCUUUUAUUUUCAAAUAAAUGGUGUACCAAUGUUUGCAAAGGGUAGCAAUUUCAUUCCAGCUAGCAUCUUUCCUGAGCUAAGUGCUAAACCAGAAACAAUUGAACAUUUAUUAACAUCUGUUAAACAAGCAAAUAUGAAUAUGCUUAGAGUAUGGGGUGGUGGUCUAUAUGAAUCUGAAUUAUUUUAUGAUCUGGCUGAUAAAUAUGGAAUCAUGAUUUGGCAAGAUUUUAUGUUUGCAUGUGGAAUGUAUCCUACUGCACCAGAAUUUCUUAAAUCAGUUAAGGAAGAAGUAAUACAAAAUGUACGAAGAUUAAAAAAUCAUCCCAGCAUUGUUGUCUGGGCUGGAAACAAUGAAAAUGAGGCAGCUUUGUAUGGAAAUUGGUAUGGAACUGGAACUAAACCAGUAUACAAAACCGAUUAUAUCAAACUUUAUGUAGAUGUGAUCAAAAAGACAGUGAAUCAAUUAGAUUUAACGCGACCCUUUGUAGAAUCUAGUCCUAGCAAUGGAUUAUAUACAGAGCAGUAUAAUUAUAUUGGAGAAGAUCCAUAUUCAAAUUUCUAUGGAGAUGUUCAUUACUACAAUUAUAUCAAUAAUGGAUGGGAUGUACACCAAUAUCCCCGUUCAAGAUUUUCAUCCGAAUAUGGAUUUCAAUCACUGCCAUCAAUUUAUACUAUGUUACCAGUUGUAGAAAAAUUGGAUGAUUUAAAUUUAGACAGUGACUUUAUGAAACAUCGUGAACACUUGCCAUUAGGAAUAUCAUAUUUAAAGACUCUUAUUUCCCAGAAUUUUAAAUUACCUGAGACUCAAAAUAACGUAACUGAUUUUAUAUACUAUAUAUAUUUAAGUCAGAUUAAUCAGGCAGUAUCUGUAAAAAUACAAACAGAGUUCUACCGACAAUCAAUGUCGGAAUUAAACGAAAUUGGAGAAGGAAUGACAAUGGGUGCUUUAUAUUGGCAAUUAAACGAUGUUUGGCAAGCUCCAUCUUGGUCUUCUAUAGAUAUUAAUGGACGAUGGAAGAUGCUUCAUUAUUAUGCUGCAGAGUUUUUUGCACCUAUUAUAGUUACUUAUUAUGUUAGAAAUAUGGAUCUUUCAUUUUAUAUCGUUUCUGACAAAUUACAUCCAAUAACAAAUACUACUUUGGAAGUGAAUCUUUAUACAACAAAUAAUAUGAAACCCAUAAAAUCAUAUACUUACUAUAACAUAACUAUAAAAGCAAAUGCAGUAACAAAAAUUCAUCAAAAUUUACUUAAACAUUCAUGGAUAUUGAACUCCACAUUACUUAGCGAAUGUCAAUAUGGUAAUAGUGGCAAAAAUAAUUGCAUUACGACACUUACCUUAAAGGACAAAACUGGAUCUGAAAUAGCUCCAAGGAAUUACAUAUAUCCAACUGGUGUUUUCAAAACUGCUGCAUUACCAAUUGCAAAUGUUUCUGUCACAGUGAACAAUUAUCAUUUACCUGGAAAAUAUUUUAAUUAUCCAGACAUCGAGUUUGAGUUAACUACAAACAACAUAACAUUUUUUGUAUGGUUGGAGACGAGCAAUAUUUGUGGUCAUUUCUCAGAAAAUGGUUUUCAUAUGUUUGAAAGUAAUAAAAAGAUCAUCUUCCAUGCAUGUGAAGCAAUUACACCAAAAAUAUUUAAAGAAAAUUUAAACAUUACUACUCUUUCUGAUAUAAAUAUAAAUAAGAAGAUGUCAAUUUUACUGUAAUUAAUUAAAGAUUCCUUAUUAAGGUUUAGUGGCUUUGAGGGAAAUAUAUAUCAUGAUGUAAAUAAAUUUCGAAUCCAACAAGAACACUAAGUAUAAUCAAAAUUAUGCUAAUUGCUAAGUACACCAAAUUUGACAUGUUGGUUGUAAACUAGUAAAUUUAUCUUUAUGUAUUAACGAAUCUUAAUUAAGUUUAUUGAUCGUUGUUUAAUUACAUGUAAAACUUUUUUAAGCAAAAUAAAAGAUUAAUAAUACUGAA
Osmia lignaria (orchard mason bee) is the source of this 5387-nucleotide messenger RNA. The record is from RefSeq and is a predicted model, not a curated record. Lineage: Eukaryota; Metazoa; Arthropoda; Insecta; Hymenoptera; Megachilidae.